Molecule: messenger RNA, 366 nt
Organism: Candidozyma haemuli
Lineage: Eukaryota; Fungi; Ascomycota; Pichiomycetes; Serinales; Metschnikowiaceae
Exons: 1
Coding region: 1-366 (121 amino acids)
Source: RefSeq, a predicted model, not a curated record
AUGCCUUUUAAAUAUACUCCAGCUGUCGAGGGCAAAGAGGUCAAGCCUCCCCAGAUCCCUUCUCCAGGCAACAACUCUUUCUUGGGUGACAUCUUCACUUCUGACGCACCCUCUGAUAAGCAGAUCUCGUGCGGUUUCUACAAACAAGAGAAGGGUGAGCCUUUGGAGUACCACUACGACUAUGACGAAAUGAAGAUUAUCUUGGAGGUGAAAGGCGAAUACACCAUUGCUGACGAGACUGGAAACAAGGUAUCUGUUUCGCCUGGUGACGUCUUUUACUUCCCCAAGGGCACCACCAUCACUUUCCAGACCACCGGCUAUGGAUAUGCAUUUUUCUGUGGCUUGAGACCAAACGGCACUGCCUAA